Molecule: messenger RNA, 372 nt
Organism: Heterostelium album PN500
Lineage: Eukaryota; Evosea; Eumycetozoa; Acytosteliales; Acytosteliaceae
Gene: tbcA
Product: tubulin folding cofactor A
Exons: 4
Coding region: 1-372 (123 amino acids)
Biological process (GO): tubulin complex assembly; post-chaperonin tubulin folding pathway
Cellular component (GO): cytosol; microtubule cytoskeleton
Molecular function (GO): beta-tubulin binding
Source: RefSeq, a predicted model, not a curated record
AUGGUAUUGGUAUCUAAAUCAAGUACAUUAGCUUCCGAUUUAAAUAGAAAUUUAAAAGUAAAGAUAGAUUCAUUGAAAAGAUUAGAGAAAGAUUACAAAUAUUAUCAAAAGGAAUUGGAAGAGCAAAAGAAUACAGUACAACAAUUUAAGAAUGAUAGCACAAAAGAUGAAUAUGAUGUAAAGAAACAGGUUGAGAUAUUAGAUGAAAAUAAAACAAUGAUUAUAGAUACUGUGAAAAGAUUAACAGAUUCAGUGAAUAUUUUAACAGAUUUUUUGGAUGAUAAUCAAGAUAAAACUGAAAGUUUAGAACAAUAUAAUGAAGCUUUAGAAUUGGUUGAAAGAUUGUAUUCAGAGUAUUUAGAUGGAAAUUAA